This is a messenger RNA of Vespa mandarinia (Asian giant hornet), 794 nucleotides long. Its product is annotated as protein PBDC1. NCBI's taxonomy places the organism in Eukaryota, Metazoa, Arthropoda, Insecta, Hymenoptera, Vespidae. Gene Ontology annotation, cellular component: cytoplasm. The record is from RefSeq and is a predicted model, not a curated record.
UGAAUGGUUGAUCCAAGUUCAUUUGGCACGUGUAUUCUUGAGGAUGAUAUGUAUAUUCGGUUUACAAGUUCAGUAACGAUCAUAUUGUAGGUUGUGUAAAAGAUAAAUUGUAUACGACUGUAUUUUCUAGUUUUGCUAUCAUUAUGACACAAUUUGGAAACAUGACAGCUGAUCAGCUGUUAGCUGCUUCUAAUGUACUUUCUAGGUCCGCAGAAGAAUUUGAAAAUGACGCAUCUGUGGAAGUAAUGUGGACAAUGCAGGCAAUGGAACACGCGGAAGUUUAUUUUAAUAUUUUAUGUUCCGUUGAUCCAAAACUUCUGAGACUCACACCUUAUGAUGAUCAUAUUUAUAAAACAUUUAGAGAAGCAUUUCCAAAUCUGAAGGUAGAUAAAAUAAAUGAGGAUGAAUUAAAAUCCGAUGAAGGCAAGCAAAAAUGGCGUCCUUUCUGUGAACAGUUCGAAGACACUGUAGAGGAUUAUAGUUUUGGAACAUUAUUAAGAGGAGACUGUGAAGGUGAUUAUUCAGAGGAAAACAGUAUAUUGACCACUAGAAUUCAAUUCUAUGCUAUUGAAUUGGCAAGAAAUAGAGAAGGUCUUAAUGACGGUAUAAGAAGCAAGUACAAGCUAAAGAAAACUAAUGACAAAUCUUAGCUUGUAACAAUGAUUAUGAUUUUCUUAUGUAAAAUUAACAUAACAAUGAGAUUAACAAUAGUACAUAAUAAUUUCUUGACAUUUUUAUACAUUCAUGAUUAAAAGAUUCUACAUUUUAAUAAAAUGUUACACACAUUAAAAAUA